UCAAAGGCAGAAUAUAAGCUUUUGCAAGAGUUGUACAAUUUCAAGAAGCCUCAUAGAAAUGCAACAGAGGAGGACUUGCUGGAUUGUGUUGAAAACCGUGUUCAUCAGCUAGAAGAUCUGGAAGCAGCUUUUGCAGAUUUAUGUGAUAGUGAUGAUGAAGACACUCUACAGAAGUGGGCUUCGUGUCCUGGAAUGAAGCCACUUGUUCAACUAGUUCAUAGUUUGAAAACCAGAAUGGAAAGCCCAGACUACGAAAUGGUCCAUCAGGCUGGUCUGACCUGUGAUUAUAUGGAGCUUCCCCACCAUGUUAGCACCGAAGAGGAGAUCGAAGGCCUCAUACAGUCUAUUAAAAUUCUAUUAAAAGAUAUGCCUAAGCCCACACUUGUGACAGUUGCUCGAUCAAGUUUGGAUGACUAUUGCCCUUCAGAGCAGGUUGACAUCAUUCAAGAGAAGGUCCUCAGUUUACUAGGUUCGGUGUAUGGCACUCUGGAUGUGCACUUUGAUUACUGAAGUACAUCAUCUUUAUGACCUUUCUUCAUAUAUUGCCCUCUAAUGCAGUGGAUUAAAUUGCAUAUUAGCUGUGGUUGCAAGGGGAAAAAUACUGUUAUUUCAGCAGAUGGCACUAGAACUCAAGCUGACCAAGAGCUGGUUUUGAGUUGCAUUGCUUUCUCCAAAUCAGCUGCACCUGAACUGUUACCUGUUUGGCUUUGUUCAGAUUAGUUCAGUGAUUAUUAUUUUACUGUCUGGCUUAUUUUUAAA
Tauraco erythrolophus (red-crested turaco) is the source of this 759-nucleotide messenger RNA. NCBI's taxonomy places the organism in Eukaryota, Metazoa, Chordata, Aves, Musophagiformes, Musophagidae. The record is from RefSeq and is a predicted model, not a curated record.